CGCCACGCGACAGUUGGGAAUGGUGGAUCCGGGCGAGCGAAAGUGAUAAGCGACCUCUGCAACAGAGAGGAUUGGCAGGCUUUUGUCCAUUGCUUGAUCGGUCGAGGCUGGAUCAUACACAAGCGGUCCACUGCCCAACAAAUAGAAACGGCCUUCAUGGUGAAGAUGGCCAGCAGCCGCGGCCAUGCUUCAGGUCAGGGUGCCAUCACCCAACAUUCCUCGAGCACCUGUGAUCUUGGAUGGUAUCCGUUCUGCAACCAGCCUUAUUGACUAUGGUGGAACGGUUGCGAGCCUUACCUCGAAGCCUUCCAAUGAUGGUCAUACUGACCAGUCCAGAUGGCCAACAACUUUGUGCUGACACGAUUCCCGUUGACGUCGAGUGCUAAAUUCAGAUGCUGGAUCUGGUUGGUGAUGGUUGGAAAGAGAGAAUGAACUGGUGACAAGGAAAGCCAUUGGGUGAGCCCGAAUCUGCUAUAUGAAGCACGUAUUCCUUGAGGGUGCAGGUGCGCACACGUGGUGCUGUAUAAUCCCUGAAAUCGUACCUGCUGCUGCCAUGGAUGGCGAUACUGGUGGAGGUUCCUUCUCAGACGGUUCUCUGGGGUUGAAUCUGGAUUUUCUAUGAUCCCCUCUUCCAACAAUUUUCACUCCCUCAGAUUUUCUGAGACUUAGGAGAUGAGGUAGCUACGUACUGCUACUUGAGAG
Cryphonectria parasitica EP155 is the source of this 702-nucleotide messenger RNA. RefSeq lists its product as uncharacterized. The record is from RefSeq and is a predicted model, not a curated record. The transcript has 2 exons. Lineage: Eukaryota; Fungi; Ascomycota; Sordariomycetes; Diaporthales; Cryphonectriaceae. Bases 185 to 358 code for a protein of 57 amino acids.